CACAAAUAGCACAAAUAGUUUGUAUAUGCUUUGUAAAUGUUUGCCUAUUCUGCCCAAGUUUGUUAAUGUCUGUCGUUAUAUAUGGCUCAGUAAGUGUCGUUUAACUUGUGCUGUUUUUGUGCGCUGUUGUCAUGCAUGCUGGGAUUUUUCCUUAUUAAGGCGGGGCUUUGCCGAUCUCAUAUCUAAGAGUUGUCAGAUACGAACUGGGUAGUGUCGGGACUGCACAGUGGACCCAGCGCUCAGGCGGCAAAGUAACCCGAUCCUCCUGUAGUAAUUGCAUGCAGCUGGUUCCAAAAACGUCUUUUCCACAUUGUCUCAGCUACCUUUUUGGUCUGGGUCUUGCGAGGGCUCUUGCGGAUUUCCAAGGGAGUGCGUAAUUUACGUUUAGGAAGAGAAGAAGAUGUGGAAAUGUGGAGACAUGUGGUGCGCGUGGCGAGCCAGAGCUGGAACAUGGGUUUGAGAAGAGCAGAACAGCACCAGUUUUACAUGGAGUUAACACCAUUGCUUUUUUAUUUAGGCGCCAUGGUUUUGAGACAAGCCAAGUGUAACUCAGCUUGCAGUUCGGAGACUGUAGCUUUGGUCCAGAUGUUCCUGGAAAAUAUCUCCAAACUGGAAUUAUACGAUUCCAAGCUAUACACACCAACGCUAAGCAAUUAUGGGAGGCUUCAAGGUGUUGUAUUCUCACUCCAGCAGAACUGUUCCAGAUCCACACUGAAGUGCUUUCAAAAGGAGAUGACUGUUCUUGUUCGAGAGACUGAGCAAACAUCGCCUUUACCCAGAAGGCUCGAUAGUCUCACACGACAGCUUAGUGACAAGAUGCAUCCUUGCCCAGAGUGUGAGGUCUAUAAAGAAGAAAAAGCCGAACAAUUUCUCAAAACUUUGCAUAAAAUUUUGCAAAUUAUGUGUUCAAUCAAUAACACUAUGACAAAAUCUGAAUCUAACAGAUGAGUGCUUUGAACAAGCUGGGUACAAACCAAAACAAAACAUAUUCCUGAGUGGAACCCCAUGUGGUGUUGUAGCCCAUCUGCCUCAAGGAUCGAAAUUCUGUGUGUUCUGAAAUGCUUUUCUUUUGAGUCACCAUAUUGAGUUAUCUGAGUCACAAUAGUGAUCUUGUCAGCUCGAGUCAGUCUGGCCAGCUUCCUCUGACCUCCAUCCGCAGAACUCCAACUUACUGGAUGUUCCUUGUUUUUACACCAUUUUGUAUAAAACAAAGACUGUUGUGUUUGAAACUCCAAGGAGAUCAGGAGUUUCUGAAAUACUCAAACUGGCCUGUCUGGUACCAACAACUAUGGCACGGUCAAAAUCACUGGCAGCACAAAUUUCCCCAUUGAACAUUUACUGAAGCUUUUGACUUGUAUCUGCAUUAUUUUAUUCACUGUGCUACUGCCACAUGAUUAGCUGAUAGGAUAAUUGCAUGAAUGUACAGGUAUUCCUAUUAAAGUGACCAGUGAGUGUAUAUUUUAUUUCAUAUUUGCACAGUUUUGUUUUAUAUUUCAUUAACUUAAAGGGUAUAGGCUUCACAUAUAAUUGUUGCAUUUGGUUUGACAGGAAACUACCUCUGGGAAAUACAAACACAAAUUUAUCACAUUUCAAUAUUUUUAAAAAGGGUUUUAGGAAGGAUAUUCAGGAAUUGCAAGCAACAGCCAAGGCUGAAAAAUAUUUGUCUGUUAUGUUAUUGUUUUGGCUUUUCAAACACUUUGCAGUGUUUCUGACUGUUUUACCUGUUGAUCAAGUUUAAUUGUUUCACUACAUUUAAGAUUUUUUGACUCAUCUAGUCUAACUAACCUAACAUUUAUGUCAUUAACAGUUUGUUGCACAAUACUUACAGUAAAAGCAAUAUAUUCUUGUGAUAUUUAUUUGCUGUGUGUUAUGUAAAUGAUUAAGUUUUUGUUUUGUGUUAUAAAUAAAUGUUGCCUUGUCAUUUAGCAAGUUUUUGUGAAAAUGUCUUCAUCUGGGACUUACAUUUUUGCAUGAUUUAUGUAUCCUGUGCUAAUAUAAAUUCUGAAAUAUAAACAACUGUGAGCUUCGGAAAGUUCACACAGCUCAACAGUGUGAACAGAUGUGAUAAGAGCAUCCAAUCUGCAAGGACAUAAGGGCAUCCUGGAAAAUAAGUGACCCGCCACAGCACUGUUGAUAAACCUAAGAGAGUGUGUGUAAGCUAUUUUUUAUCAAUGCGUCAAUAGAGAGAAAUUGGGAUGGAGAUAACACAGACCCGAGUUCCUGUGCUAAACAAUGGGAUCUGACUGCCUGUAUUAUUAUUUAAAAAAUUUUUUUUACAUUGAACACUCUUUACGUGUAAAUUCCACUUUCAAAGUACCAGGUGUACCUUCUGUUGUGGGAUAGAUUUACAGUUGAGUAAAAUAGAUUUACAGUUGAGUAAAAGUCUAUAAAGAGAAUGCUGAAGCCUGUCUACCAGUUUGACCAGUUCAGCCUGUGUUGUGGAAGCUGAUUAGACGAAGCUGGAUUUUCAGCAAGCUUCAGAAAUGCCAAAUGUUGCAUAAUGUAAUUAGAGUGUCCUUAAUGGUAUUGUUUCAGAUCUGUUGUCUCUGUACGAGACCCAUAUGGUGACUGGCUGACAAUUUGUUUGAAGGAAGAACUGAGGUUUUUGAAAGAUUUUUUUUUAAGUAAAAUACCAG
Molecule: messenger RNA, 2636 nt
Organism: Pangasianodon hypophthalmus (striped catfish)
Lineage: Eukaryota; Metazoa; Chordata; Actinopteri; Siluriformes; Pangasiidae
Gene: il15l
Product: interleukin 15, like
Exons: 4
Coding region: 409-948 (179 amino acids)
Biological process (GO): positive regulation of tyrosine phosphorylation of STAT protein; neutrophil activation; positive regulation of cytokine production
Cellular component (GO): extracellular region
Molecular function (GO): cytokine receptor binding; cytokine activity
Source: RefSeq, a predicted model, not a curated record